This is a messenger RNA of Gordionus sp. m RMFG-2023, 1343 nucleotides long. RefSeq names its product inhibitor of growth protein 5-like. The transcript is spliced from 3 exons. Gene Ontology annotation, cellular component: nucleus. Gene Ontology annotation, biological process: regulation of DNA-templated transcription. NCBI's taxonomy places the organism in Eukaryota, Metazoa, Nematomorpha, Gordioida, Chordodea, Parachordodidae. The record is from RefSeq and is a predicted model, not a curated record. The coding region runs from base 17 to 1042 and encodes 341 amino acids.
UUUUUUUGUUUUUGAUAUGUAUGGUAUAAACUUAGAACAAUAUCUCGAAACAUUAGAAGGUCUUCCUUUAGAGAUGAAAAAGAAGUUUACUCAAAUGAGAGAGUUAGACAGAAAAGUUAUUGAUAAUUUGAGAUAUAUAGAGGAUGUAUCACAGUCAUAUAUUUCACAAUUUUCUGGUUUACAUGCCAACGAAAAGACUGAAAAACAGAAGGCAAUUGCAAAAAAAUACAAAAGAUGCAAAGAAAUGUCGGAUUCCAAAAUACAAUUGGCCAUUCAAACUUAUGAAAUGGUUGAUAAACAUAUUCGCCGGUUAGAUGCAGAAUUGGCCAAAUUUGAGGCGAAAUUAAAGCAUAAAGCUGCUAUAAUAAACUUAUCCAAUCAAAAUAAUCUUGCUAUUAAUACAAAUGAUAAUCAUGAUGGAAAUAAAGUCAAUACAAGUGUUAAGCGUAAAUUAUUCCAGAAUAACAUUACUCAAAAUGAUAGCAUUGUCCAAAAAUCAAAUAGUAAAGUCUUAACUAAAUCUGCUGAUUCUAUAAAGAAAAAAAAGAUGAAAGAAAACAAAUUUAUUAUCAAAAGGAGAUUGGAAAUUGAGGAUGAUGAGACACCAAGAAUGAAUUUAAAAGCUACCAAAAACAAAAGGUCGAACAAUAUCAUCUCUUCCCCGUUCGAGCCAUCAUCUUCCAAUUACAACUCUACACCCAACACAUCCUUGGAUAAACUCAACCAAUUUUCCUCCUUGCAUAAAUCGAGUCCAGCUGUGAACGAUUCCCCAACUAACCUACUUCCUUCGACUAGCUCUUUUCCUUCCUUUUCCCACCCCUCUCAAAUUUUGGAUAUGCCCGUCGAUCCAAAUGAACCAACAUAUUGUGUUUGUCAUCAAGUUUCUUAUGGGGAGAUGAUAGGUUGUGAUAACCUUGAUUGCCUCGUGGAAUGGUUUCACUUUGGUUGUGUAGGCUUGACACAUAAACCCAAAGGAAAAUGGUAUUGUCCAACGUGUAGCCUAAUGUUUAACAAAUCCCACAAAAAGAAAACAUCUAGUUAAAUUAUAUUUAUCACCAAAAAUUAAUUAUUUCAUAUAUUAUAAACGAGAAAUUAUAUUAAUUAUGAUUUAUUGUUAUCAGAUUUUUAUUGAUAAAAAAAAAUUCUCAUAAUUUUAUUAUAUUUUAAAUAACAAAGGAAACAGUAUUUUUUGUUUUAAUUUAUAUCAAAUAUUAUACGUAAAAUGUAGUUGGUAUUAUGAUAAAUUGGGAGAUGGAUAUAAAAAUAUUUUUAUUUGAACCAGUGAUGAAGCUUCAUGGGAAGCAUUGCUUACCUUGAAAUUUUCCUACAAAAUUCUUAAAUAA